Molecule: messenger RNA, 872 nt
Organism: Oryza brachyantha (malo sina)
Lineage: Eukaryota; Viridiplantae; Streptophyta; Magnoliopsida; Poales; Poaceae
Product: probable calcium-binding protein CML36
Exons: 1
Coding region: 134-688 (184 amino acids)
Molecular function (GO): calcium ion binding
Source: RefSeq, a predicted model, not a curated record
GCGAUUCGAUUUUCCCGCGCGCGAAGCUUCGUGGAAGCUCACCUUGCCUUCGUCCCCUAUAAUUCUUCGUCGUCCAUCCCUCACCUUCCUCGCCCCUUCCUCAAUUCUCGAUUUCUAGACGAUCGACGUCGCCAUGAUGAAGCUUGUGCAUUUGUUCGCCUCUUCUUCUUCCUCCUCCUCAGACAAGGAUCACAACAAGGUCAGGAAGAAGAGGAGCGGCGCCAAGAGCUGCUCCUUCGGCUCCACCACGUCGUCGUCCGAUGAGUCGGUCGCCACGCCGAGGUCCGUCCUGCCGCCGUCGGUGGCGUCCUCCUCCGGGACCAAGAAGCCGGCGGCCGUGACGCGGGAGGAGCUGGAGGUGGCCCUGCGGAGCGUCGUGUCGAGCGACGAGGAGCUGGCCGAGAUGCUCGCCGCCGCCGAGGAGUACGAGGACGGCCUCGUGCUGGAGGAGAUAGCGACCGCGGCGCCGGCCGACGAGGGCGAGCUGAAGGAGACGUUCGCGGUGUUCGACGCCGACGGGGACGGGAGGAUCUCCGCAGAGGAGCUCCGCGCCGUGCUCGCCUCGCUGGGCGACGCGCUCUGCUCCGUCGACGACUGCCGCCGCAUGAUCGGCGGCGUGGACACCGACGGCGACGGGUUCGUCUGCUUCGACGAGUUCGCGCGCAUGAUGAUGCAUGGGCGCGCGUGAUGCCGUGAUCAUAUAUAGGUUUUGAUCGAGUUGAUGCGUGCUUGCUGAUCGUCUCUUGUAUCUACGUGUAUGUCUCGCUCGCUGUUCAUCAUCUGUGCACGGUGCACCCAUUUCUUUUGUUCUCUUUGUACGUGCUACAUGGUACGAGUUUCACACGACUAAUGAACAACAGUCAGUUAGGUUC